AUGGAAACCGAUGUGAUGACUGACCAAUUGGCGAUGACGCUCUCCACCAAACUUCUCAACGCUUUCGAUUCAAGAAAUUUCACGGAAUUCAGUGAUUUUGAUGUCAGAUUUACCUAUGAUCAGUGCCAUAAGAUCUAUGAGAAGGCGGAGUUCUUGAAGGCGGUUGAGGAUUAUCGAAACACAUUUGCAAGUGGGACGGUUAUCAAGUACGCCCUAAUCUCCGCCUUCCCUAUCAAACGACAAUACAACGGAAUCCAGUUCAAUGUGCACACCGAAUUCCUUGGACAACAUCACGAUAUUUUGGUGAAUUUCCAAAAAACGAGACCAACUCUCGGAUCGAUGUGGAGAUGGGUUCACGCGUGGAAACUCAAUUGUAUCCGUGAUGAUCAUAGAGUUUUUCAGGAGAACGAGUUGAGACAGAAGGUUUUGUCUUAA
Molecule: messenger RNA, 435 nt
Organism: Caenorhabditis remanei
Lineage: Eukaryota; Metazoa; Nematoda; Chromadorea; Rhabditida; Rhabditidae
Exons: 2
Coding region: 1-435 (144 amino acids)
Source: RefSeq, a predicted model, not a curated record